AGCAGUGAAUGGUAUGUCUUGUUUUUCGGCGGAUAGAAUCGGUAGCUUCGGCGGCAGUUGUGGAUUACUCCGAGAAGAAAGAUAAUCAACAGCCUCUGCUGUCUGCUUGUCACUUUCCGGCGGGGAGUGCGUAUUUUCGGCUUGACCGACCGAUCCAUCAAUCGGAACAGUCCGUCGGUAGUGACAGUAAGCACUACGCCCCAUCGAACAUCGCCGAGAUUUUAUCAUGGAUCUAUGCUAGAGCAUGUGAGCCAAGGCUCACAAAUCAUACAAAUCGUGCCACUAUCGCCCGGUUCCAUGAGUGGCCCACUUAGUUUCUCCCAUCCUAUCUCAUUUGAGCUGCGACCAGAUUUCAAGAUCAAAGUAGGGAAGCCGCAGUAGUGCAAAUCCCAUACGGUUCCCUCAUGUGAUUUUUGUCCCUUUCAAUCUCUGUUCUUCGCUAGUUGUAACCCACUCAGAUAUUAAUUAGGGUUCUGUAUCCAACAAAUCAUCUCCCAGGUAGCUGCCUGCGCUCUA
Molecule: messenger RNA, 516 nt
Organism: Mycena citricolor
Lineage: Eukaryota; Fungi; Basidiomycota; Agaricomycetes; Agaricales; Mycenaceae
Source: the annotation of a GenBank genome assembly